AGGCUUACAAGGCAUGUCCUCACCUAAAAGCCCUGCCCAGUUAUGGACAGGUUUUACUGACUCCAGUGGGCUGGAAUAAGAUGAUUCAUAAAAAGGAGAAUUCUAGAUUUUCAUCCUCAUCAAUUAUGAAAAUUAUAAGCAAGUUCUUAAAAAACAAUUCCUCAAGAAGAGAAACCACUCCCUCUAAAAUCAUUUAAAACCACACCGUUCAGGUGUCUGAACUAGUAACACGUUUCUUCAAACUUGUAUUGCCUCAGAGCAGUUCACAACAUCAUGGCUUGCAAAUUUGGAGACAUCAUGAAAACAGACACGACUGGAGCAUCAGAGAUAACAGCCAAACAGAACAAAUUAACUAUAAAAGGUGUUGAAGCCUCUAAAAAACUGGCUGAGAAUGAUCUGAACCAAAUGGAGAAAUACAAGAGUAAAAUCAUUAAAGUUGGUAAAGCAAAGCAAAUGGACCCAGCUGUGAUCGCUGCCAUCAUAUCCAGAGAGUCCAGAGCUGGAGCUGUACUAAAGGAUGGGUGGGGAGAUAAUGGCAAUGGUUUCGGCCUCAUGCAGAUUGAUAAACACUAUCACACUCCAGCAGGUGCAUGGGACAGUGAGCAGCACCUCGCACAAGCAACAGAGAUCCUCAUUGACUACUGUCAAGCAGUUAAAGCAAAAUUUCCAAAGUGGUCCCCAGAGCAGCAGCUUAAAGGAGGAAUAUCAGCUUACAAUGCAGGUGUGAAGAAUGUCCGUUCAUACGAGUAUAUGGAUUUGGGCACCACAGGAGAUGAUUAUGGGAAUGAUGUUGUUGCAAGAGCCCAGUGGUACAAAAGCAAUGGUUACUGAAGUACAGCUGUUAUUGACCUGUAAAAUUCAUCAUAUUAUUGUAAAAUUAAUCUUCUAUUUGCAGAAUAACAUAAAUUAUUCUUUGUGGUUAAAGCUACAGUAAAACUUAAAAAGUAAAACAAUGAAAAAUGAACUCUGUUUAGGCAGUAAUAAUUAUACUUGUGUGUUUAGUCUUUCUAAACAUUGUUUAUAAAGUCAUUUUAUUUUACCAGCUUUAGGUGUUAA
Molecule: messenger RNA, 1056 nt
Organism: Misgurnus anguillicaudatus (oriental weatherfish)
Lineage: Eukaryota; Metazoa; Chordata; Actinopteri; Cypriniformes; Cobitidae
Source: RefSeq, a predicted model, not a curated record